Messenger RNA from Manis pentadactyla (Chinese pangolin), 999 nucleotides. It is a transcript of the gene C9H11orf42, whose product is annotated as chromosome 9 C11orf42 homolog. The record is from RefSeq and is a predicted model, not a curated record. Lineage: Eukaryota; Metazoa; Chordata; Mammalia; Pholidota; Manidae.
AUGUUGGAUGGUAUCCCCCACCUGCUAACACUGGAUAAAAUUGAUACCACCUGGAUGCUCAUCAAGCAUAAGGUUAUCGAGGAGCACUUUGGGCCCAAUAUAGUGGCAGUGCCUUUCCUGUCGGAUGCAGUCUGCUAUGACCUACUGGGUGUGCUAGUUAAACAGUCCCACGCAGACCACACCCGCCUACCUUUACCAGUUCGGCAGGGCCGGUGGGUGCUACAACCAGUGGGGCUGCUACCAAACCUCCUGGAGCAGACUGGGUCUGACGGUACCUGUGCCCACUGCACUUGGGAAUACUCACCAAAUGGCCGAGCAGAGACAGCCUAUGAAGAAAUGCGACUGUUGGAUGGGCAGCCCUGCCAGAUCCGCCUGCACAUGGGUGGCCUGCGCAAGAAGGUAACCUUCCUACUGCUGCCACCAGGGCAAGUGAGCCUACAUCAGACUCUUCCCUGGCUCCGAAACCACAGCAUCUAUGUCAUCUACCAGGUCUUCUCCUGUUCCUGGCUGCAGCGAGGGCUGCUACCUACAGCCCAUGAGGCCCAGCAGCUGGUACAAUGGUCACUGCCUAUUGCCUUCUCCUGCCUCAAGUUUUCACUGCAGCCCAAAGGAGUGGUAGGACCACAGAAGCCCCUGACCAAGGACCCACUGCCCCACGGGGCCAAAUGGGUUAGACCCAACUUCAACACCAUGCCACCUCUGGCCCCAACUCAAGCCCCAGCCAAUACCUCCAAAGUUGCUGAUAUACCCCCACCUGUCCUGGCCCCACCACCACCACCUCCCCAGGAAGAGCCAGAGAACAGACUCACCAGACUCUCCUACAAAGGCUGAAACCCCUUCUGAAGGGGGUCCCAGAUGUUGUCAGCAGAGAACUGGCUCUUCAACCCCCGCAGUUCCCCACCAGGAGCCCAGGGCGUGGGCCCUAGGGACCCUGACCGGCACUCCAUGUCCCUGCCCCUGCUGCAGGGUCUGUCUUCAGAGUUCGACAGCGACGACUGA